This is a messenger RNA of Artibeus jamaicensis (Jamaican fruit-eating bat), 1992 nucleotides long. Its product is annotated as acyl-coenzyme A synthetase ACSM1, mitochondrial-like. Gene Ontology annotation, biological process: acyl-CoA metabolic process; fatty acid biosynthetic process. Gene Ontology annotation, molecular function: fatty acid ligase activity; fatty-acyl-CoA synthase activity. Gene Ontology annotation, cellular component: mitochondrial matrix. The record is from RefSeq and is a predicted model, not a curated record. Lineage: Eukaryota; Metazoa; Chordata; Mammalia; Chiroptera; Phyllostomidae.
AUGGCGGCACCUUCCUGCGGAGGUAAAAUGGCGGCCGUUCCCGCCGGCGCCGUUCCUCCUCCUCCGCCGUAUUGUGCUCCCCCUCGUGUCCAGGCAGAUGGCUCUCCUCCCCCUCCGAUUUCCCUGUAUACAUUGUCUAAUAUAACCUGGGUGCUCCGUGGCGAUAUCUACCCAGACAUCAAUAUACACAAAUUGAUCAGGGUGGGGGACUCGGUAGACGGUGGCUCGAACAGCGAAGAGGACGGGCAAAUCAAAAAGUGCCCUCGGCCGGCCAACCGACAUCAAAGGUCGGCCAUUCAAGUUCGCUCAGGGUCCGGAGGAACUCGGGGUCUGGCAGUGGCCCACCAUAUCCCCUCGCUCGUCUCUGAAAGUCCGAGAAGUUGUUCAGCAAGCAAUCUAGCGGAGAGCCAGGCACGGAUUCUCGCUGACCCAUUUGUGCACGCCGAAAAACCUCAGGGAGCUUGGAAACGAGAAUGUUUACUCAGUGGGAAAAUUGAGUCUCAGAAAAGCCCGGUGACCUGUUCAAAGCCAGUAAAAGCCUUUAAACACCCUCAGAAUCAAGAAGUAAUGUUUGCCAAGUAUCUGCAUCACUCCCUGGACAAUCUAGAGGAGGUCCAGACUAACUUGGGACUGGUCCCCCUGCGGUGGCUGAUGAGGUUCCAGAUCCUUUAGGCUUCCUAUAAAUCCUACCAGGGCUUCCACCCUGCUCCUCGCCCCUUGUGCUGCCAGUCUUUAUCAGCAACUGGAGCCCUGAGAUGGAGUAACCAUGAUAUACCCUAGGAAUUUAACUUUGUGAGUGAUGUAGUGGACUACUGGACUGAAAUGGAGAAGGAAGGCAAAAGAGGCCCAAACCCAGUCCUGUGGUGGGUGAAUGGGCAAGGAGACCAAGUAAAGUGGAGGUUCAGAGAGGUGACCAACUCAACCUGCUGUGCAGCCAACGUCCUCACACAGGCCUGUAGCCUCCAGCAGGGAGACCGGCCAGCCUGGAUGCUGCCUCAAGUACCUGAGUGGUGGCUCGUGCGUGGCCCUGGGCUGCAUACGAACAGGUUUGGGGUGAGGCUGGGAUUUCAUAUCAUGACCAAAUAUGCCCUUGCCCCAGAGGUGGACUCUGUGGCUUCUUCUAAGUGUCCUGCUCUGAAAACCAAGCUCCUGGUGUCUGACCACAGCUGCAGAGGGUGGCUGGACUUCCGAUCUCGAUUCAGUGAAUCAGCAUCUUCAGAUCACACCUGUAUUAAGUCAAAGACCACAGACCCAGUGGUCAGACUCAGUGGGACCACAGGCUUCCCCAAGAUGGCAAAACACAACCAUGGACUUGCCUUACAAUCCUCCUUACCUUCAUGGUCCAGCCUGAGCACCUUCAUAGAAGGUGUGGAGGAAACGUGGGUGGAGGCAGCAGGCAUUCUGCAAGCCACGCAGCUGAAGACGUGUGAUGUCUUCUGGUGCCUAUCAGAUCCAGGCUGGAUUGUAGCUGCUUUGGGUCUGUUUGAAGCAUGGGCAUCAGGGUCUACGGCCUUCAUCCAUCAUCUGUCCCUGUUUGACCUUAAGGUCGUUGUACAGAACAACCCAGUGAAGACAGCCCAAAAGGAGUAUGGGGACGUUUUCAACACUGGGGACAAAGCAACUAUGAAUGAAUAGGGCUAUAUCUGAUUCCUGGGGAGGGAUGAUGACACCGUCAACCCUUCUGGGUAACACACUGGGCCAGCAGAGGUGGAAAGCACCCUGGUCAAACAUCUGGCGGUGGUGGGGUCAGCUGUGGUUGGCAGCCUGGACUCAAUUCAAGGAGAGGUGGUGAAGACUUUUAUUGUCCUGGCCCCACAGUUCCUAUCCCAUGACCUGGACCAGCUCACCGAGGAGCUGCAGCAGUACGUGAAGUCGGUGACAGCCCCAUACAAGUACCCAAGGAAGGUGGAGUUUUUCCCCAAGCUGCCCAAAACCCUCACUGGCAAGAUUAAAAGAAAUGAACUUCCAAAAAUGAAGUUUGGUCAGAUGUAA